Ylistrum balloti is the source of this 1746-nucleotide messenger RNA. Its product is annotated as heat shock 70 kDa protein 12B-like. Bases 1 to 1746 code for a protein of 581 amino acids. NCBI's taxonomy places the organism in Eukaryota, Metazoa, Mollusca, Bivalvia, Pectinida, Pectinidae. Gene Ontology annotation, molecular function: ATP-dependent protein folding chaperone; ATP binding. The transcript is spliced from 4 exons. The record is from RefSeq and is a predicted model, not a curated record.
AUGGCUUCUUCAGACAAGCACCUAUUGGUGGCUGCCAUUGACUUCGGUACCACAUACUCAGGGUACGCUUUCUCCUUCAUCCAUGACUUUGAACGGGAUCCCUUGAAGAUUUCAGCCAAUUCCUGGGCAGCAGGGUCAGGAGGUCUAAUGUCCUUGAAGACGUCAACGUGUGUUCUCUUUAAACCAAACGGAGACUUCCACUCUUUUGGUUUUGAGGCUGAAGACAAGUAUUCAGAUCUAGCUUUAGACAAGAAACAAAAUGGAUGGUAUUACUUCCGACGAUUUAAAAUGAAGCUUUAUGAGAACAAGAAUCUAAACCGGUCGUUCAAGAUAGAAGAUGACCAGGGUCACACCAUGCCUGCAAUGAAGGUGUUUUCAGCAUGCAUAAAAUAUCUCAAGGAUCAGAUGAUGGAGUUCUGCAAAAAACAAGUGACAGACAUAAACAUAUCAGAUAUACUGUGGGUCCUCACUGUUCCGGCAAUCUGGUCCGAUGCCUCCAAACAGUUCAUGAGAGAGGCUGCCGUGGAGGCUGGUAUCAAAGGAGAUCAUUUGAUGAUAGCUCUAGAACCUGAGGCGGCGUCCUUAUACUGCAAGUAUAUUCCUAUUGAACGAAAAGGAGAGGGAGGCAUGAAGACUUUCACCUCUGGGUCGAAGUACUUGGUGUUGGACGGUGGUGGCGGGACCAUAGAUGUUACUGUACACGAAGUUCAAAGCGAUGGAUCAUUGAAGGAAAUCCACAAGGCCAAUGGUGGAGACUGGGGAGGGACCAAAGUGGAUAACGCCUUCCAGAUUUUAUUAUCCGGAAUUAUAGGUAAUGACGCAUUUCAUCGUUUUCUUGAAAACAGCAAGGCCGAUAUGGUAGAAUUCUUCCGUGAUUUCGAAGUCAAAAAGCGCACGAUCAAACCAAAUGGUCCGUCUAAUGAAAAAGUCACAUUUAAAGUACCGACUGCAAUGAACGUGGCAUGCAAAGAUGUGACCGGGAAGGAUAUAAGCACAAUUAUAACUUCGAAAUCGAAAUACAGAGGAAACUUAACCAUCGUCGGUGAUAAGCUUAGAGUCAGUGGAAAUCAAGCAAAAGAAUUAUUCAAGGAUCCGAUUAACCAUAUCGUUACCCACUUGAAGACGCUGUUAAGAGACCCAAAUGCUAGAGGCGUGGAGAGCAUUCUGAUGGUCGGAGGCUUCUCGGAGUCCCUAGUACUUCAGGAUGCAAUCAAAACAAACUUUCCAAACCUGCGAAUGAUAGUACCACAGGAUCCAGGACUGGCCGUUCUGAAAGGGGCUGUUAUCUUCGGUCAUGAGCCAAGGGCUAUCAAGUCACGUGUUUGUAAAUACACUUAUGGGAUAUGCGCUAAACGACCAUUUGAUGCUAAGAAGCAUGAUCCCUCCAAACGCUUCACCGCUUCAACCGGAAAAGAGUAUUGUCAAGACUUAUUUGAUGUUCAUGUUUGUAUUGGAGAUUGCGUGAAUAUCGGCCAACCACAAGCUGUUAAUAUUUAUCACCCCAUUGAACCAGAUCAAGUAGCUUUGCUAUUUCCAUUGUAUGUUUCUACACAGAAAAAUCCAAAGUACGUAACAGAGCCUGGAUGUAGCAGGAUUGGUCAUUUGAUAAUUGCCAUUCCGGACACCUCAAAAGGAUGUAACAGGUUUGUUGCCGUACAGAUGACGUUCAGUAAUACAGAGUUCGAAGUAGGAGCUACUAACAUAGCUACUGGAGAGAAGGUUAGCGCAACAUUUGACUUUCUGUAG